AUGCUCUGGCCGAUACUCGCAGGGCUCGAUGCAAUUACAAUCUCUCCGAUUUUGAGGCAUCCUUGCGUCGACUGCAUCCAUGAUGCGCAGAGUCCGAAAGCCUUGAUAUCAAAGUUACAUUACAAGAAAGCACGGCGUGAUUGCCGUCUUCAGACGAUCCGAAUAGUCAAAGAGGCCAACGCCGUCUCCGAUGACCCUACAAUCGCCAUUGAUUUCAACCGUGUCGGGGUAUACUUGACCCCGGCGCUCUUUCGUCAGCUUCUUCUGGGAAGCGAGCCCCGCGCGACAAAAGAGGAAAUCAAACAAACAGCUUUGAAAUACGAGGAAGUUGAGGCGAAGACGGGUGAAUGGGAGAAACCAUCAAGGAACUGA
Messenger RNA from Aspergillus chevalieri, 372 nucleotides. RefSeq lists its product as uncharacterized. The record is from RefSeq and is a predicted model, not a curated record. The transcript has 4 exons. Bases 1 to 372 code for a protein of 123 amino acids. NCBI's taxonomy places the organism in Eukaryota, Fungi, Ascomycota, Eurotiomycetes, Eurotiales, Aspergillaceae.